CGAAAAUGUAAACAAAAAAAUGUGACCAACAUCAGAUAUUUGUUAGUCACGCUACAUUGUAUCAGGAAUAAUAGACAUACCCAUAUAAAAAAUUUAGUUACACAAUAAUGACAUUGUAAUACAGAAAACACAUAAUGGCACAACAAUACAAUUCUCAACAACAAGGACAAUUGUUAUGGACUAGACAAGUUGAAAUUGCCAGCACAGCAGAACAAACUGCCUCUGAAUUUGAUAUUAACACAGAGAUUACAAGACAACAUUGGAAAAUCCAAGAUGGAAUUACUAACUGUAGGAACAAACAAUGCAUGAAAAAGUUUUCCCUGAUAGAAAGAAUACAUCAUUGUAGAAGAUGCGGUGAAAUAUUCUGUAAAGAAUGCGUGAAUUACCAGAGAAGGCUGAAUAAAUUGGCGCACCCAGACCCAGAGGGCAAGGCAUUUAAAGUAUGUAAGAAAUGUUUUGAUGAAGGUAAAAACUUGGAUGGACAAAAGAGAAGGUUGACAGAAUAUUUUUUUGCCUUGAGGAGACGGGCACAAGAAAACGCAAUUGUGUUAGAGAAUGGAAAUGUACGAGGGACAUGGAGAAAUAGGUUGGAUUUAGAAAAAGAAGUAAGACGAUUGCUAAAUGGCUUCAAAGAGAGUAUAGGUACAUCAGAAAUGAAAAGAACUAUACAUGAAAUGACUAAUAUUGUAUCAACACCAGCUUGGCAAAAAUCUACUUUUUGGUUGCAAGAAAACAUGGCAAAUCAAUGCCAAAAAUGUCAACAGAAAUUUAACUUGGUUCGCAGUAAACAUAACUGUAAAUUAUGUGGGAGGGCUGUCUGUAAAUCUUGUUCUUUCAAAGAUGUCAUAUUAUAUCUACCUGAUGAUGAGGACACUAAAGAACCUAGACUGGCUGUCAUUAAAGUUAUAGGGAGUCCCUCUGUGGAACCAGAACUUGCAUUGUAUGUUAGAGUUUGUGAAUCUUGUUUAGAAAGGUUGAGAAAUAGACAGCUGGAAAAGUUAGAAAAGGAAGAAAAGAUGUUAGCUAAGGGAGGUGACUCUUUGGAAAUGUUACUCAAAGUACAUUCUACAAUGCACAGAAACGAAGUUAAGAUGGAAGAUCAGUUGAAUGAGUACCAAAUAAUCAUUGAGAGUUUAGAGGAUAAUAGCAGAAAGCUUAACAGUAGUGGAAAAAGUAACAUUCAGACAGUGGCCAAAGCACAGGAAGAUUUAGCUGAUUACUUGGCUCAAUAUGUGCUGAACAUUCAAAGAAUGAAAAAGUUAACUCCAGAAUCAAAUACUCAAGCCAUCCUGUUUAGGAAUUGUCUGAAGGGGAAAUGUGACUUUUACUUUGACAAUCAAUUUCGAUUUAAAAGUUUACAGAAAACAUUGGGCGAUUCUACCCCACCAAAAAUACUUGAAUGUAUACAAAGAACUGUGGAUAAACAUGCAAUAGUGAGCACACAGCUAUACAUUAGGCAACUUACAUAUGAAACAUUACAUAUAUGUGAUAAGUACAAGCUGAGAGAUCAUAUACCACAGAAAUUAACACAGACAGAUGAGUUUGUAGAAAAGGAGACUAUAGAUUGUAUAGAACAAGAUGGUGAUGACAUAGAUGAUCACUCAGAACAACUUCAAGAAUUAUUACAGUCACAACUAAAGGAUCAUCGUCUCAUUAAGCUUUCAAAAAGAACUUUAAAAUGUUCAGGGUCACACCAUGCUGCAGAUAUGUUGAUAACAAGGUCAACAGACAUUUUGCACCAGGUCAAAGUUCAGCUUAUGAUGAAGUCAGCCAAUAGAAGUUUCCCACAGACAAAACAAACACUUGAUCAAACACUAGAAGAACUGAAGACAGUCACUUUACAGGAUAUUGUUAAGUUGUAGGAAUUAUUAUUAGUAUCCAUACAGUAUAAACUAUUUGUAUUAAUUCAGUUUCUAUGAUUUAAUCUUUUAUAUUGGAAAACUUUUUAAAAAAAAAGACAAUGUAGGAUUCUAAGAUACUUUUAUUUGAUCAACAUGUUUAGGCUCGCAAAAUGUCUUUGUUUUACGUUAAUUGUUUUGUUAAAAAUUAGGCCGUUAGUUUUCUCAAUUGAAUUGUUUCAUAUUUUUCAUGUUGGGGCUUUUUAUAGCCAAUUAUAGGGUAUGGGUUUUUCUCAUUGUUGAAGGCCAUACAGUUGCCUAUAAUUGCUUAUAUCCACUUUAUUUGAACGUGGAUGGAUAGUUGUCUCAUUGGCAAUCAUACCGCAUCUCCUUAUUUUUAUAUUGAUGAAAGCUUGUCCACACAGGGAACAUGUGGAUCAAACAAGAGUACCUUAGAAUCCUACAAAGUGUUAAUAUUUUUUUAUCUUAUUUAAUAAAAAUAACCCUGCAUCCCACAAGGUAUCCACUUCUAGGAUAGUGACUUUGUUCAUAUUUCAAAUGUUGGUUCUCUAAAACCUUAAUUCUUUCAUAUUUAUGUAGUAUGGGAAUUAUUGAAAUAAUGUUUGUUGUUUAAUAUAAAUUUAUAAAUAUAUAACUUUACAGCCAUCAUAAUAAUGAAUGUAAUAAUUGACAAUCAAAGGUUAGCAUCAAAUCAAAUCAAAACCACUGUGUUGCUACUUAUGACUGUUGAAACUGGAUUCCUUUUUAUAAACGUUUUUUACAGUCAAUAAAUAAAUGACCUGUUUCAUAUUUAUCUAUAUGUUAUAAUCAUUUACAAAUUUAAUUUUAAUGUUAUAAUAUUUUCUUGCUACAAAAUGAUUCUGAUCUUGUUAAAUUAUUUGUUUUAGUUGCACCAUCCAGAUAUGACAUUAUAUGUUUAUAUACAUUGUAAUGAGUUAAUUGUUAUAUUUGUCUGUUUAUAUAUCAUGUAUAUUUUUACUGGUUUUGUUUACUAACAUUGCAUUCCAUAAAUGAAACUUAUAUAUUUAUUAAACGUUUACAUUUUAUUCAUAAUAUACUAUUUGUUUAUUUUGUCAAAACAUUUCUGUUUAAAUUUAUUUUUUACAACAGGUUGUAUUUUACUGACUGUCAUCUGAUGAUAUAUGAAAUAACCCCCCCCCCCCCCCCCCC
Messenger RNA from Mytilus californianus (California mussel), 3029 nucleotides. RefSeq lists its product as uncharacterized. NCBI's taxonomy places the organism in Eukaryota, Metazoa, Mollusca, Bivalvia, Mytilida, Mytilidae. The record is from RefSeq and is a predicted model, not a curated record. The transcript is spliced from 14 exons. The coding region runs from base 135 to 1862 and encodes 575 amino acids. Gene Ontology annotation, molecular function: metal ion binding.